CAUCACAAAAACUUAGACCCACCGUCAUGCUAGCCAAUUUCUACAGAUCAUGUUCGAUUUUAAAUGAUACCUUUACAAGACACGUGCCAGCAUUCUUCUGAAAUACAGACUAGAUCAUUUUAUUCUUUGAUGGAGUAAAGAUUAAAUCUAUGAAGAUCAAAUGAAGGUAAAAUCCACUGAGAUCGUUCUUCAGUUCAAAGUUUGGUGUCCAAGCUUCAACCGUAUCAGACAUCGUCUGUUUCUGCUGGGAUCACUUCCGGAACUUGGCGCCUGGAACAUUUACGACGCUUUAGAAGCGCAUCCUACCGCGGACAAUCAUACCUGGCAAGUUGAUGUCAUUGUACCACACGAGUCAACGUUUGAAUGGGUCUGGCUCAAGACUGGACUCAACCGGACUGGAGUAGAAUGGGAAAGAAGUACCAAGAGGAAUCGAACUGUGGGCUAUUUUAGUGGCGUCUUGCACAGCGUCUGGGCCAAUAGUGAGGAAGUCUAUCUCCAGUCUGCUACAUUUGCAGAAGUCACAACAUAUUUAAGCAUUGACGACGGCUACACACUGGUCCUGACUGGAUCUACGCCAACCACGGGAUUAUGGGACUUGGCUAAAGCUGUGCCGGCUAUUGAAUUUCCUAAAAAAUCUGGAUUCUGGAAAGCGCUUGUCUCGUUUGAUGCUCUCACUAGCCUAGAUUUCCAAUGGGCAGUCGUCAAAGAAAAAGAUUUUACCAGCGUCCGCCAGCAGGAGAAAGUCAAACACUCUAUCACCGGGCGACGCUGCUGGAUGAGAAUUGUGGCCCCUUGGAUGCUCCCGGUGACUGGCAUUGUGGAUAUAUCCAUUAUCAAUGACACGCUGGAUACAGUUCACGGCCGAACUAGUGUCAUUGUCCGGGAGAGGAGGAAAAGAAUUGAGGAGAUUAUAAGCUGGACCAAUGACUCUAAUCACAGCUAUAUGGAGGCUAAAAAUGCGCGACGAAAUUUCCAUGUCACGACCAGCUCUUCAGAAAGCGUGGAAAGAACCAAAGUGUCUGACAUCAAAAGGGAAGCAAGUCUAAAUAUCAUCAAACAACCUGCUGUGAGAUCGAACGAGAACCUGGAUGAACUCAUCCAAAAGAACGAGGAAAGAAUCGUCAGAGAGACCAAGACGGAGCGUUUCACAAAGCUUCUGAGUGACGCAUACACUGAGCUGACCAAUACGCUCAAAGGUCAAGGUCAAACAGAAAUGCCGCCGGAUCCUUUCACGAUGGAUGAGUUGGAUAACUUGCGGCAAACGGCGAGUGGACAGAAGCCAUCAAGUUCGGACCAGCCUAAAGUAGUUCUAACAGCCGGAUCGGUCGAUGAAUUUGACUCCCAAGCUAAGAUAAAAAAAAUGGCCGACGUCCGUUUGGAAUUGACCGGUUCCGAAGGUUAUGUUGGUAUUACGUCAAGACACUCAAGUGAAAGUGAUAUGGAAGACGCGACGAUUGCAGGGGUCAGUUCUUGUACGACGCAGUUUUCAGUGGGUACCCCUUCGGAGUACAUACUAAGCAACACUCACCAAUGCGAUGUCUCUAGUAGUAUGUCUCACGUCGUUGCUUCGGACACCGGCUUCACAGAACUAGCCAUCAGUUGGAUGUCCAGCUCUACCAAUGCUCCCAGGCUGAGCCCCCCACAGAUCAGUCAGCAGGAGAUACAAACUCCUUUGGCGGAUCUGGACGAAGGGUUUUCCGAAGCGGAGGCAACUCUAGUCGAUCGAUUGGAUAGAUACAGUGCUAUUGAGACGGGAAGAAUCAACGAUAAACCACGGGACACGUCGCCUGUCUUGAUGACGUCACUUGCCGAGAACACCCGAACGAGACCUCAGCCCGAAGAUACGCCGAGCAGUUACGAAGAUGAUACUUUUGCUUUGGAAGAAGACGAUGCGCAUUUGGAUUGGCUAGCCGAGAGAGUGCAAUUUGAAGAAGAUUUCUACGGCACACAGCAAGAACUCGGCAUGCACCUUGACCUUUCAACUUUAAAAGAUGAACCAAUAGCCUUAACCUCCCUCGAUUUAAAACAUAAUUUAUCAGGCUUCAACAAAACGACACCAGAUCAAUGGAGCCACCCCACCCCGGAGCCAGUCAUUCAGGGGUCACCAAACUACACGUUCUUCGACGAUACUUUCUCAGAAUCUCUAAAUGAAACCAGAAGCUCGUUACGCAACUUAUCCAACGCCAGGGCGAUAGCUCGAGAAAUCGAAGAGAAAUGGGGCGCCGGUCUUCACAGUCAAGAAGCCAUUGAUUACGACCUCCCAGGCAACGGAUAUUCGACAGAAAGUGUCUAUUACGACAUCAGUGGUCUCCGUGAGUCGAUCAGGGGCUAUGUAGACAUUGAAGAUCGUAGAGUCAUUGCUAGAGACUUAGAAAGAUCUUGGUGCCAGACUUCUGUGGCUUGAACUAUUCAUCUCGACGGUCCAGCAGGGCUAGUAGGAAUCUUCGAUGUCUUGUAUCCAGCUUUGUACAUCAACAUCCAGCAGAAAGUUUUAAACAAACAAACAAAAUACUUUAGUUAGAAUGUUAUACAUUUGGUUUCAAUAGAAGAUAACCAUAAUUAAAUUUUAUACAGUUUUAUGGC
This is a messenger RNA of Biomphalaria glabrata, 2583 nucleotides long. RefSeq lists its product as uncharacterized. The transcript is spliced from 9 exons. The record is from RefSeq and is a predicted model, not a curated record. Gene Ontology annotation, molecular function: starch binding. Bases 161 to 2404 code for a protein of 747 amino acids. Lineage: Eukaryota; Metazoa; Mollusca; Gastropoda; Planorbidae.